GAAUGUUGUGCGCACGUCAGUCCACGCUUGAUAACAACGCUCCUUGCUAAGCUGCCCGUUGCGCCCGCCUUGGUGCUCAGCAUCGGCUGCGGCCAGGGUUUCCUCGAGGAGGCCUUGCUCCGCGCAUCGCAGGCCGAGUUGAACCUCUACGGCGUGGAGGUGGAAACGUGCCCGAACAAGUUCUUGCGCGGCGAGCGUCUCCUCCGCGUCCCCAACACGUUCGCAUUGCACGCGGAUGCCAUCCUCGCAGACGCUUGGAUGUUCAUCUACCCUCGCAGCAUUAGCCUGCUCGAACGAUACCUUUCCGUCUUCGUCAGAGGCGUUCUGGACUCGGUCAUCUGGCUAGGACCGAGCGAGGAGUUUCCC
Messenger RNA from Dissoconium aciculare CBS 342.82, 366 nucleotides. RefSeq lists its product as uncharacterized. The annotation marks the transcript as partial. The transcript has a single exon. NCBI's taxonomy places the organism in Eukaryota, Fungi, Ascomycota, Dothideomycetes, Mycosphaerellales, Dissoconiaceae. The record is from RefSeq and is a predicted model, not a curated record.